AGCAAUCUGGAGUUUCAAGGGAAGAAGAAAACUCGGGAGAAAAAAUAGCAGAGAAAAAAUCAAUUCUACGAAGAUUAAUCGGCCCAUCUUCAACCUGCAGACCCUCAUCCUUUACAGAGUUACAAUAAUACUAUACAGAAUUACAAGUCUCCAUGGCCUCACGAGGACCUGACUGGGAUUUUUAUCAGUGCAAGUGUGGAAAUAUCGUAUUUGAAUAUAAUACUAUCACUGGAGAAAAAUGCUUAACAGAUACUUGGAAAGAUUGCACUAUCAGCUGCAUGGAACCAGUAUCCUAUGUGCCACCAUGUGCACGGCCAUUCACCACUGUUAGAAUACCUGUAUCACGCCCUCAAAGAAGUUUGGCUACCCAGACUACCGAGGGUGUUAGUACGAGGUCUGUUGAUACCCAGACACCACCAUCAACCUGCACAUGCAAUAGUAGCACUUUGCUACCAGCAUCGGCAAGUGAUACUUGCCCAAGCUGUGACACAGACCAUGCCAAUCUAAGUGAGGAUAAAUCACAAUCUGUGCUCACAAAUACCACUGUUGAAAAUGAGAAAGAUCUCUCAAAAGAAAAAGCAGAUGUGAAAAAUGAUUUGGAUAACCUUGAUGUGGUAUCCAAUGAAAAAGAUUCCCUUGUAGAAGAGAAGCACACAAGUAAACCAAGUACAAGCUCCCUUCUCAUGACUAAAGAUAGGAGGGCUAAUGUCAAAAAAGACGUGAAAGUCCCUACACCAAGCAAGAAUGGUUAUGACAGAAUUCUCAGAAAGAGAAAAACUGAUCCUCCAGUGGAUGAAAAGGUUCUUGGCAAAGAGCCAAACUGUACACCCAAAAACUCAAAGAGAAGAGUAUAAAAUUCAAUUUUCGUCACUAUGAAAAGAAGUGCUGCAAACUUGAAAAGAGUUUUUAAAAAACUUUCUUGAGACUGUAAUCUAUGGG
This is a messenger RNA of Actinia tenebrosa (Australian red waratah sea anemone), 939 nucleotides long. RefSeq lists its product as uncharacterized. Lineage: Eukaryota; Metazoa; Cnidaria; Anthozoa; Actiniaria; Actiniidae. The record is from RefSeq and is a predicted model, not a curated record.